This is a messenger RNA of Scedosporium apiospermum, 1434 nucleotides long. RefSeq lists its product as uncharacterized. The record is from RefSeq and is a predicted model, not a curated record. The coding region runs from base 1 to 1434 and encodes 477 amino acids. NCBI's taxonomy places the organism in Eukaryota, Fungi, Ascomycota, Sordariomycetes, Microascales, Microascaceae. The transcript has 6 exons.
AUGUCCAGAGGACUGGACUACGACGAAUUCCGGCAGGCCCAGAAUGAGUUCCUCGCGACCCUGUCGAACAAAGAACGAGAGACCUUUUCCACCUAUAUCUCCGCCGACACAUUUCUACAAUCACUGGAGCGCUUGGACAUCAUUGCGAAGAAGGGGCCGUCUGGGAAAAGAUGGCUAAACAUCAUCAGGAAAUUUUCGGAUGGGCUGGAGCCGUAUUUCAAGGUCGUUAACAUUUACGUCUCUUCCAAGCCAGAAUGCGCCGCCAUUUUCUGGGGCUCGUUGCGGCUUGUUUUGCAGUUGGCGAGCAAUUACGGUACCUUUUUCGAGAAGAUGACGAAAAUGCUGUCGAGUCUGACGGAUGAACUCCCACAAUACGGAGAAUUGCUUGACCUUUGCCAACACAGGGGCCCUGAUACCGAAGAUGAAGCGAACACUCUGAGGGUUCAAGCGCAUAUCGUGUUGAUCUACAAAGACAUGUUUGCAGUUCUUCAUACGGCGGCCAGAAUCUUCGCAAAGUCCGAUGGCAAAAUGAAGAAGAAGGCUGUUGUAGUUGGCAGCCUACUCUGGAAACCCUUCGAGUCACGGUUCGGCGAGCUGCUGGUCCAGAUGCGCGGUCAUCGGCGAUUCAUAUUUGAGCAACUCGUCCUGUGGCACGCGAGUGAAGAAGUCAAGGAGAGGGCAAGGGCCGCAGCUGAUCGAAAGGUGGAAUCAGUCGAGCGCGAGGACGUCGCCCUAGAGCGAGAUCUGGCCGCGAGAGAACGCAAACUCAUAAGGGAGGAACGGGAUUUGAAUUCUCAACGCGGAGCAGAGGUUUCUAAGUGUCUUCGAGAGGUUCGCCAGGAGAUGAGAUGUCUGGAGAAUGAUCGGAAAGAACAGGCUAGGACUCGAAUCGCCGAAUGGGUUGCACCGCCAAAUUUCGCCGACAGCCUCGAGAAGGAGCUUCGGCUUCGAGAUCCAGGAACAGCCAUGCGGCUAUUUGAGGAGAAGGCUUACAAUCAAGGGGUGGAGGGCCGCGAGGCGGUUGCACACUCGAGGAAAUUCUUUGGAUCCAACACCAUUUGGAUACAGGAUUUGAUCUUGCUCGACAUUCUGCGUCUGUGCUUGCCCGAGGACGCGAUCCUCGUACUUGAUGGGAUCGACGAAUGUAGCGACAACGAUUUCUUGAUUGAAUCCCUAGUCGGCCUGUCGCACAACGUCCCCAGUCUUCGUAUGAUGCUUUUAAGUCGCAUCAACGUGGCAGCGCUGAAGAGUUCCGUGCGUGCCAACCACAUCUUUGUUGCCGCCAAGAAUAAGGUGAGCCGCGACAUCCAUCAGUUCUGCCUCAACCAGAUCCAGGACAUGUUUGAGGAAGAGCUGCUCCCGGAGAGUUGCCUUGGCGAUACGGAACCCUUUGCGGACAAGUUGUGCAUCGGCGCCGAUGGGAUGUUUCUCUGA